This is a messenger RNA of Nerophis lumbriciformis (worm pipefish), 1098 nucleotides long. NCBI's taxonomy places the organism in Eukaryota, Metazoa, Chordata, Actinopteri, Syngnathiformes, Syngnathidae. The record is from RefSeq and is a predicted model, not a curated record.
AUGGCGGCUCGUACUACUGGAGCAGUAUCCCCGCAACUGUACUUUGAUGGAUCCGAAAGCAAGUAUGACCUUUGGGAAGCAAGAUUUUUGGGACACUUACAUAUUUUAAAGUUGAAAGACACUGUUCUAAAUGAACCAGUAGGAGAAGAGCAAGCAGCAGCGGACAGAAUAAAGAAUCCAGACUGCUAUGCAGAGCUCAUCAGGUUGAUCGAUGAUAAAAGCUUGUCUUUAAUAAGACAUGAUGCUGCAUACGAUGGCAGGAAAGCACUGAAAAUACUGAGGGACCACUACUCAGGAAAAAGCAAGCCACGAAUAAUCAACCUGUACACGUCCUUGACAAAACUACGGAAAGCAGACAGAGAGUCAACUACGGACUACAUCAUCAGAGCAGAAAACCUGAUUACAGCACUUCGUGAUGCCGAUUUCAAAAGAAGAUUACGUAUUUACGAAGAGUCAGAGAAAAUUAGUACUGCUGAGCCAACAGACAAUGUGAUGAAAACGUUCACAAAACAGGAUAGAAAUAUCCAGAAGAAGUACACCAGCAGCACUAAAAGUAGAAGUGAAGAUGGAGAUCUGACAUGUUUCAAAUGUGGAUUAAAAGGACACAGAGCAAGAAUGUGUAUCCGAAAAGUGUGGUGCAACUUUUGUAAGAGCAACACACACCAAGAAACCAUAUGCAAAAAGAAAGAUAAACGAGACAAUGUCAGAAAGGUUACGGAUGAACAAUCCAAUGAUUACCUCUUCAAAGCAGCACAAGAAGAAAGUGAGUCAGCACCCAAAAUAAAGAUGAAAGGCAUUAUGGUGGAUGCAGGAGCAACAUCCCACAUUGUAAAUGAUGUAAAUAACUUUACAAGCUUUGACAACACUUUUCAACCAGAGACUCAUUCAGUGGAACUAGCUGAUGGGACAAGAUGCAGUGGAAUGGCCCAAGGAAGAGGAACAGCAACGAUACAUCUAGUGGACAGCGAUGGACGACAGCACAGGGCACAACUACGAAAUGCUCUGUACAUGCCCUCAUAUCCCCACAACAUCUUUUCAGUGGCAGCAACCAGGAGCAACCAUAACUUUCAAGAAAGGAGAGAGCCGCAUGAUCACUAA